This is a messenger RNA of Sphaeramia orbicularis (orbiculate cardinalfish), 1684 nucleotides long. It is a transcript of the gene pole3, whose product is annotated as polymerase (DNA directed), epsilon 3 (p17 subunit). Bases 395 to 844 code for a protein of 149 amino acids. Lineage: Eukaryota; Metazoa; Chordata; Actinopteri; Kurtiformes; Apogonidae. The record is from RefSeq and is a predicted model, not a curated record. Gene Ontology annotation, cellular component: epsilon DNA polymerase complex; CHRAC. Gene Ontology annotation, biological process: DNA damage response; heterochromatin formation; leading strand elongation. The transcript is spliced from 4 exons. Gene Ontology annotation, molecular function: chromatin DNA binding; protein heterodimerization activity.
GGAGUUGAAAGUGGAGAGCUCGUGGUUGGAAGGUUCGCGGGAAACAUCCCAAAACAAAUCGGAUCCGAUGGACACGCGAAACUUCAGGUAGCAUCAGUUUUGAAGUUUCCUGUCGGUAAAAUAACCCGAGCAGGGUGACCAUAAAGUAACGUGUUCCGUGACCGCGGUUCAUCCACGAGCGUUUUCCACUCCACUUGACGUAGAGACUGAACCAGCAGGUUUCGGUAGCUUUUGGAAGCUAUAAGCUAACGGUGAGCUGCGGCCGGUUAGCACUAAGCUGUCGUGUCCGGUGUUCAGCAUUAGGUCCCCUAUAGUCCGGAGGGUAGUAUAGCCACGGUCCGGUACUGUCCGGAGUGAAAUACAGGUGGACAGGUGAAGUACAGACGGCGAACACAUGGCAGAAAGGCCAGAAGACCUGAACCUUCCCAACGCGGUGAUCACCCGCAUCAUCAAAGAGGCGCUCCCAGAUGGGGUGAACGUGUCAAAAGAAGCAAGAAGAGCCAUUUCCCAGGCUGCCAGUGUGUUUGUGUUGUACGCCACUUCCUGUGCGAACAACUUUGCCAUGAAGGCCAAGAGGAAAACCCUGAAUGCAGGAGACGUGUUGGCUGCGAUGGAGGAAAUGGAGUUUGAGAGAUUUCUGGAGCCUCUUAAAGAAGCUUUGGAAGUGUAUAAGAAGGGCCAGAAAGGAAAGAAGGAGGUGUCGGAGCAGAAGCGCAAAGAUAAAGAAAAGAAGAGCGACUUAGAAAGUGAUAAAACCAGAGAGGAGGAAGAGGAGGAGGAAGAGCGAAUGGAGGAGGAGCCUGAUGCAGAGAAUGAGGUCGAGGAGGAGGAGGUGGAGAACUGAGGAAGGAGCGACCUCUGGCACAGAGAGGGCUGCCACGAACGAAGUAGUGCACUGUUACGUCUGAGCUGAAAGACGCAGUUAGACUGAGAGCUUCACUCUGAGCUGAGAUGAACUGAGGCUGGUUGAACAGAGAACGUCUUCCAACACGUCCUACGAACUGUGACGGUCCAGACCAGCAGAUCGAAAACACCUUCAAGCACAACAAAAGAACACAAUUCAAGCCACUGUCUUUAUCCAAUUUGUAUUUCCAGUCAUCUCAUGUUUUUUGUACCACGCUUCACAGUUUUGAUAUAAAUGUUAGAUUGUUUUUGUACAUUAGAACUGAAAACACACUGGUAGAGAACAUGAAAGAACUGUAGAAAACAGCAGCACUGGCCUGAUGGUUGCGUCCUCAUUGAUGAACACCGUUAAUUUUCAACAAUCUGUCAAUGUUUUGAGUUUCCAUAAUAUCCUGUUUUGUGAAUUAACAUCUUCAAAAUGUUUGUCUUUAAGGUGAGUUGCUUAAAAGUCUGAGGAUAAGUACAGCUCAUUUACAUGAACAAGAUAUCUCAAAGCACUUUUUUUUUUUAUUUCAGCUCCUGGUUAAAGGACUAUCUUCUAAUCAAUCAGGUCUAAACAUGAACAAAUCUUAAGUCAAUGUAAUGUCCAGUUAUGGAUCAAAGGAAUAUUUGUGUGUUAAAAGUAAGGGAGCUCAUUCCCAAAGUCAGAUUCACACAAUAUGACCUGUUAUUAAAGGACUUAAGGCCAUGUUCAUUUAUGCUUUAGUUUGUAAACUGUUUAUACUUUUGUAGAACUGUAUGACUGAAAUUUACAAUAAAUGUUUUGUAUUAAAAUAAAAAC